Paramuricea clavata is the source of this 9601-nucleotide messenger RNA. NCBI's taxonomy places the organism in Eukaryota, Metazoa, Cnidaria, Anthozoa, Malacalcyonacea, Plexauridae. The record is from the annotation of a GenBank genome assembly.
GUUGAUUUCAAUGAGUUAGUUCGUGUAACUGGAAUUACAGUCAUGGGACGAGCUUCUCAGUAUGUUAAAUCUUUUCGUAUUCAUUACGAACGUGAUGAGAAAUGGCGUACAUUUCAUCCAAACAGAGAUUUUCAAACCGUAAGUAAAAGCGUGACACUAUCGUUUGCCUGUACCUUUGCAUUCCAGCCGGUUAUUACAGUUCGAGUGUAGAUAUUAAUCUUUAAUCUUUAAUCUUUAAAAUUCUUUAAGCGCGGUAGCCAUUCUGCAUGCUACGCUGAUUUUCAAUGGCCGUGCACACUAUACAACAUAUAUUAACCUAAUACUAUAAUACAAAAUAGUGAAGCCUACAUACUGGUCAGCUUCGCCUAUAGUAUAUACUAAUACAUUAAACUACUAAUUAUUUUAAUUAUAGUAAAUAUCUACUGAUAUUACUAACCCAAGGGGACUUAAUCGGUUCUGUAGUGAUUGAUGAGCAUAGAUUUAGCAACAUUUAGUGUGAUAUUUUCGACGUUUUGUCUAAUGUUAUCCGGGAGAUUGUUCCAAGAUUUUGCCGCUUUAUAUGAGAACCAUUGUGGAGAAAAUUUAUUUUAGGUUUCUCAAGGGAAAGUUGGCAAAAGUUACUUCUCAAGUUGUACGUUUCGUUUGAACAGAAAUUAAACAUUUCUCUGAGAUAAUUCGAAGAAUUAACAGUAAGUGCUUUAAAAGUAACAAUAUUUUCUCUAAUAGAUAAGCUUUUAUGGAUUGGUAUCCAAUCAAGUUUUUCAAAUAUUUCAUUGGAUCGUACUUCGUAUGAAGCGCCGGUUAUCAUACGUGCCGUUUCUUUUGAAGUUUAGAUAGCUUUGUAAGUUUACUUUUGUAGCCAUCGCGAUCGUUCCAAACAGUGGAACAGUAAUAGAAAUUCGGAAUUACAAAUGCAUUAUACAUUUUGUUAAGGAUAUGCUCAGGCACAAACGAAUUAGCUCUCCUUAAUAAAGCAAUAUUGUUUGAAAUCAUUUUAUUUUGUUCAUCGAUAUGCUUGUUCCAAGUUAGAUGUUCAUUUAAAAUUACACCAAGCGUCUUUUUAUUGGGUACACGCUUAAUAACUUGAUUACCAAGUUUAAUUAUGGGGUCCUGUUCAAAUGACGGGACUCGCUGGCGUGAACCUAUUAUCAUAAAUUCAGUUUUCGUUUCGUUUAGUGUAAGUUUAUUUGCAAUGAGCCAUUCGUUAACAUUCAGAAGAUCAUGAUUAAGUUUUGACUCAAUUUCAUCUACGGUUGGAGCACUGAUGGAAAGAGUUGUAUCGUCUGCAAAUAAUCUAGCCUUAGUAGUUUGGAGACAUCUGGGCAAGUCGUUAAUAUAUAAGAGAAACAAAAACGGCCCAAGGUUGGAUCCCUGUGGAACUCCAAAAUUAAGUUCGUUUACAUUUGAUUGCUUACCGUUUCCUGUUACUAAAAUAAGAUCUAAACCAUCUCAGACUAGUUUCGCUGAUACCGUAAAGCUCUAAUUUGGAAAGUAGUAUGUUAUGAUUGACUGAGUCAAACGCUUUUUUAAAAUCCAGAAACAAAACCCCGUUCAAUAAACCAUUAUCCAUAUUAUGAAGCCAAUCGUUUGUUAAAUCAAGUAAAGCGGUUUCCGUGGAUUGGUGCUCUCGGAAACCUGACUGAUUUUUAGUUAUUAUAUUGUUAUUCAUCAUGUAGGUUUUAAGUUGAUUACAUACUAAUUUCUCAAACAGUUUGGCUAUAAUGGAAUCACAGAAAUCGGUCUAUAAUUGCCACACUCAGUUUCUACACCAUCCUUAAAGAUUGGUGAUACUUUAGCCAAUUUCCAGUCAUCAGGGUAAAUUCCUGUUUGUAAGGAUAGAUUAAAAAUGCUACCCAAUGAAUCAAAUAGUAUAUCCCCAGCAGCUUUCAACAGUUUAGUACUUAUACCAUCGAUUCCUGGUGAUUUUUUAGUCUUAAUUUGAGCAAGGGUGUCGGACAGUUCAGAGGCAUUGAUGUUUUUGAAGCAAAAAUAAUUUUUAAUAGGAGAUACAAAUCGCAAUUUUCAGCGAGUUCAGGCCCAAUUGUAGCAAAAUAGUCAUUGAAACAAGCCGCAAUAUUUUGAUCUCCCAUAAUAAUACGAUUGUUCAUUUUUAACUAAUUUACUUCUGUAGUUUUAAAUUUCUUGUUUAAUAAGCUAUUUAUUGUCUGCCAGCUAUCGUAGCUGUUCUUUGUGUUUCCAAGUUUUGUUUUGAAAUACUCUGCUUUUGUGGAUUUGAUAAGGCUAAGAACAUAAUUUUUAUGCCUUUUGUAAGCCGUAUCGUAAUAUGCAGAUUUAAUUUUAACUGCUUGCUUCUUAAGGAAGUCCCUAUGGUAACAUUGUUUUUUGAAAUGCUCAGUAAGUCAUGGUUUGUAAUCACUUUUUACACGACGUUGUCAAGUAGGCGCGUGUUUCUCAGCAACAUGCAAAAGUCUAUUUUUCCAAUCAUGGCACAUGUUGUUUGGGUCAUCCGUAAUAAUAUUAGCAGCAAAGAUAUUUCUUAAAUCCGUUCUAAAUUCAUUAACUCUAAAAUGUUUGAAUUGCCGACUAAAUAUUAUUUUAGGUGGCUCCUUUGGUACACUGACUUUACGGAAUAUGUAGACUAAGUUAUGAUCACUGAUGCCCAGUUCAACAACCUCCGCUUCUACUGUCUUAUUGUCUUCAAUCGAACUGAUAAUGACAUCGAUUAAUGUUUGAGAGUUAAGAGUUACUCUAGUAGGACUUUGUAUAUGUUGUUUCAGGAGAUAACUGAAUAUCAAAUAUAUCCAACAAUCGAGCCGUAGACGCAUUUUUAUCUGGUUGUAAUAGAUCGCAAUUCAAAUCUCCUGUAGUAAUUAAUUCCUUAUCCUCAAUAUCAACGAGUUUAAAGAAUUCUUCAAAGAGAUUGAAUAUUUCGAUUUUAGAAUUGGGUGGUCUAUACCAAGUGGAAACUAAGAACGGCUUGCUCUUAGGUUUGUUGAUCUCAACCCAGAUUUGUUCAAUUGACUCAGGAAAUAAGUCAUUCCGAUUAGUAAAUGUUAUACAACUUCGGAUGUACAUUGCAACACCCCCUGCGUUUCUGUUUCUGUCAAGUCUAACAAUAUCAUAUCCUGAGAUUUUGAUCUCAGAAAUUGGUAUGCUAUAUCAUCAAGUCUAUAGUUUCAUUAAGUGUCAAAAUAUGAAAAGGUUUGUCAUGCAUAUAGAUUAAAAAUUCAUCAAAAUGUUUUAUCAAACUAGCAAUAUUUAAAUGGGCAAUUCUGAACCCCCCUAGUUUAGGCAAAAGAAAUGCGGUGUUUGGUAACGGUUUUUUUCUGUGGACGUGCGUUAUUGGCAUUUUGAUACUCUAUGGUGCGACUAUUAUUAAUAGACAGUCAAUAGAUAACUUUUAAAAAGUCAGUAAAAUUCUUAGCUAAUGCUAUAGUUCCUUGUUUAUUAAGAUGAACCCCAUAUGGAUUCAAAUGUUUUUCUACGAUAUUUUUUAUGACUUAUAUGUUCGCAUUUAUUAUUCUUGCAUACCUGCAAUAGUUUGGAAUUAACUUCUUUGACUUUUGCGCUAAUCUCUGGAUCAUCAUUUCUUAUUAUCACUUCAGAUAUUAUUAACUUCGUUGUGGGUACGCUCUUUUGGAUCUCUUGACCCAAAUUAGCUAUUGAUGUAGAUAUUCGACGAGGAGAGCUUUGCUUUAUAGAUCAUUGGUGCCAACGUGAAGUACCAAAUAAUCCGGUGCUUGUUUUAACGUUGGUUUGACGUAAUAGUGCUUGUCAGACACUUUUGCACCGGGAAAUAUUUUUACAUGGACGUUUUGCUUUAUACUUUUUCGUAGUUUUGAGGGGCUUACGUAUUUGAUCAUUGAAUCACCAACAAUGGCUACUUUGACUGGGCGUCCUAUCUUAGUUGGGCUGCUUUGUUUUGUCCGAGUUAAUAAACUUAGACUUUGUCUUCGACGAAGCUUCGAUUUGGUCUAGCAUAGGAGAUACUUUCCGAGCCUCCUUGCCUUCCGUCCUUACGGGCAUUUGAGAUACUUGGCUUGUAGCAUUAACCAAUUCCGCGUCUUCGAUAUGUUCAUCAACAUUAAGACCGGAAAAUCGAUUAUGGGUUGAUAUGUUCGAGAUCACUUGGUCACACGUUGGAUGUUGUUGCCCCAGUGACAGUGAUUCAUCUGAAUAAAUUUGUUCCACUUGACUGGCGUUAAUCUGAUCUUCAUUCCUUCCUUCUCUUUAUAUAAUAGCUUAAUAGCCGUAAUAGGGCUGGCUUUCUCUUCCUCAGCUGACUUUGCUUUAUCGUUUAAAUCUACUAUGAUAUGUUUCAUAGUUAUAUUUUCCUUACGUAAUUCAGCAUUGGUUUUACACACAUCAUGCAGCUUCUCUUUCCUUAAUUCGUCAAUUCUACUUUCUAGAACCACAAUUGAGUAUGCUUUACUUAUUUUACUUUCUUUAAUGUUAUUUAUUUCAAUUUUUAGGUUACCCAAUUUGUUAGAUACUUUCUCAGCAAAGCUCUCCAGCUUAAAUUUCAAUGCUCCAAUUUCAGACUCCGGAUUAUAAUUUUUAUUCGAGUCUCCCAUACGAGUAUAGGAAUGAGGCACUCUAUGCAAAUUCAUUGGUUCUUUAUGCAAAUUUACACUUGUUGACAUGUUUGUGUUCGUUUCUUCCUUUGAACUUGGAGCUUCAUGAAUAAUAUUAUUACUGAAUUCAAAAUGUCGAUUUAAAACCUUCACAGGAUUACCCUCUUUAGUUGAUAUAUCUUCGGUUUUUUCAAUAUCACUCAUAUCCUCAUCCUCGCUAGCUCUCUCGUUGGUUGGUAUAUCUUUAGUUUUAUUAAUAUAAUUUAUAUCUUCAUUCUUGCUGGCUAACAAAUGGUAUGUCUCACUUCAAUUUUUCAAAGUGCCAAAAGUGCCCUUUUUGUGUUCAAAAAUGGCUUUACGGUACCUGCUACUGUAACGUUGCUGAAAAGACGUUUUGAACAUCGAAGGUGUCAUUUUUGUUUCCUAAACACAUUCGCGAAGGCAAGUUAUAUUAUUUUGUUAAUAUACUACUCUUAAGUCAUGUAAAUGAAUCGAAUGAAAGACCUUUGUCGGAAAUUUUGAUAUUUUUAAAGAUCAUGUUAUUUACUCAAAGCAGGCGAAUGUCUUAAACAUUCAUUGUAAAAUGCAUUUCGAAAUGUGUGCAAAUGUAUUAAAGUAGGAAUUCUUUAGCGCCCUUUUCAUUAUUCAAAACUUUGGAAGCAGGUUUUCUCCCUGCUUGAUAUUUUGACGCUUCCUACGCCCCUGCUAUCGCACCUCUGCUAUACCCUUUGUCUUUUUUGUGAUACUGUCCAGGUCUAAUGAAAACUAAUGAUAAUAACGUGAGUCAUCCAAAGAAAAAUUUAUAACUAACCGUUUCAACAAUCGCAGCAGUAUACGUAACACUGGCCAAUGCGUGCUGUUUAACCAUGCUAUUGGAAGAAUUGUAACGUAAAUCUUAAUUUUUUAAUCCUAAAUGGCGAUAUUUUUCUGUACGUACGUUCUGAACUAAUAUAUUGAUACAUGUAGGUGAUACAACAGUAUUCGGCAAAUGUUGCAACCAGGACAUUCAAGUAUCCAGUAAAAGCCGAUGGAUUAUCUAUUACUCCUGUCACUUGGUAUGGAGAUCUGAUUUGUAUGAAGAUACGACUUCAUGGAUGUGCUUAUGGUAAGAGCGCCACAUCUAGCAUAGGAUGUAUAAAAAUAGUAGACAGUUAAGACAAUUCGCCACAUUCCCCAUCAAGGGCGCAAAACGUCAACUUUUUUCCAUUUUAAAUUUUCACUCGUAUUUUUUUAACAAUUGCUGCAUAACAUAGUUAUUAGUAAAACCAUAAAUGAAUCAGUCGUGCGUUAUAUAAUAUGUUGCGCAGACCGGAAAUAAGUCCACGCUUUAGAGGUUUGGGUUGGACUUACUAAAACCAACAAAAACUCGUUUUGGGUAGCUUUACGCACGACUUGAUACUGAACUUCCUAUCAAUAGUCAGGGUGCAUAAAUCAAGAUAGAAAGGUUUAGUAGAUUAUUUGCGUUGGGAACAUUUUCAAUAAAUAUACUGGUAGGUUUUGGGUCUUCGGAUAUGAUACAAUUUAUUAGAAUGCAGAAUUUCUGAUAAGAAACUGGCUAUUUUUGCAAACCACAUUAAUAAAACUGGCUGCAUGUCACAAUUUACUGCCCGCGGUUCACUAGUAAACUGGAAACAAGGAUUAAUUGAUGGACCCAUUGCUUUGUGAGGGUUGAGUUUUUUCAAUUUCUUACAAACCUGAUAAGAAUACAUAUAACCGGUACCUGCUCAGCGGCUGGCAAAAAAAGCUGGUAACUCGUGCAUAUCAAGGAGAGGAAUAUCUGCAUUCACGGCGAUAUAUAAUUCUUUUAAGGCGUUUCCUAAUUGAACGUCGAUCAAAGUUACAAAGUUACCAAUAUAUAUUGGCGCUAUAUUAUUCGAUUGACCAGCUAUUUGCUUCACGAGCUUCCACCAGGAUCUAGUUUAUUCCUUUUGUUGCUUUAAUUUACUGCGUAAAACAUACACUGCUUUCUUUAUCAAUGAAAUGUUUGCUAAAUUACGCUGUUUAAUUUAAGAAAAGAGGUAAAAUGUAAAGGAGAGCAAAUUAAUUUGAAAACCGAACUGAAUUUACUCAACAAUUUAAACUUAUAUUUUUCAAGAAAAGACCGUUUAUCGGAAAAAGAAGUUUAUAGUUUAAUAUUAAAAUGAACAUUUCAAAACAUUUUACAAAGCGAUUCAGGUUACAUUUUACAUAUUAAAUCAAAGCUCACAAAAUGCAGAACAACAUACCUACAGUAUACAUUGCUCGGAAAUUCAUUUUAUAUAGUUAAAAGCAAUAAUCUUUCAACUAUUUUUGGCGUGUUAUACGAAAAAUAUAAUAAAAAUUAAAUUUAUCGUGUUGCCAUGCAGCCAUGGCAACAUUGACGUGAACGCGAGCCUGCGUUCAGUGUUGAUCAAUGACUAAUACUUCAUGUUAAAUCAAUCUUUGGAAAAUCAUGCGAGGGGUUACUGCAUGCAUGUAUUUCUAGUAUAUUACAUACCUUUACUGAUAAAUAUGUAGAGGAUAUUACACAGCGGCGCGAAGAUAUAACUUUUUAUCUUCAUGUGUUGAAAACAAUGAAACAUGGCGAUUGAAAUGACCAAAACAUUAUAUAGUUCACUUGUUCGUGUGGUGGCGCCUGCUUUUUGAGAAAUAUAGAAACAUUUGACUUGUACAAGUUUGAAUAAUUUCUUUUGAGCCGCAUAACGUGAUAAACAAGCCGAAUCAUGCAUGAGGUAUCAUCAACCGACGAAUAUGAAAUGCUCAAUGUUCGAUUAUGCAAUUACUUUAUGGUUUCCGAGUUUGGAUGGCCUGAUCCAAACACGCGGGAAUGUCGCGAGAGUUAACAACAGCACGCGAAAUCACGAGCCGAAAGCGAGUAAUUUCGCGCGCUUUCUUUAACUCGAGCAAGUUGUUUGGUUUUCGCCAGCCUAUACCCACCAGUUUUACAAUGCGUCCAUUUUUCAAACGUAUUUACCUGUUCAAUGUAUCCUCGUCUCUAUUUUUCUUUAUUAGUAUGUCAAAGUCAGCUGUUCAUAGCCUCUUCCGAAAGAAUAAAAGACAAAGUGAUAACGGCGUCUUCAGCGAACUAUCAAACGAACGGACCAAAACAAACAGCAAUACAUGGGCUUGCCUGGUGUGCAGAGGUAUGCGCUUUCCGAACUUUUUCGAUCAAAUUAAAGGUGCCAAUUGUAUAAAGAUAGUACUCAAAUACAGCUAGUGGGAACGACAACCAACCCGAAUUGCGUAUUUAAGCUCGAGUUAGAUGCAAUUUAACUAGCUAAUAAAUGGGGUUAAGAAGCAGUAAAGCUUUCUUGCACGCGUUUUUUAAUCAUUGCUCCUUCCUCUUCUUCUAUAUUUUUUGAAUCACUAACAUGACCUCCCGUACUUAACCAUGACUCCGCCAUUAUUGGAGAAUUUUAGGCUUUCCUUUCGUGGAGAAUAAAUAGCCGAGCGGAAUUUGUGCCCUCGUACCGGGCUGCCGUCCGGAAAGCCGGCCCUCGCCCCAUUGGUUCGCGGAUUAUUUAUUCAAUUAUAAAUAAAGUUGGUGUAGUAUGGGAAAAUAAUGAUCGGAUAUUUUUCGAAUUUAUUAUGGCUGUUGGUUUACUCUCUUGCUUUUACUUAUAAUCUUCACCUGUUUUAAAUGUUAUUAAUCCUGACAUUAUAUAUAGGACUACAUACAAAAGAUUCACUACAUAAAAAAUUGCCAGAAAUUAUAAAUCUAUCAAUAAAUAAACAAAUUCACUUUACUUUAUUCUACUUUCAGGAAAACAAUAAGAACCAGUGGAUUCAGUUUAACGCUGACAAUAAAAGCGUAAUUUCUGCUGUUAUUAACAUUUGGUGAUCGAAAAGAAAGUUAUGUGAAGAAAUAUUCCAUACAAUUUGGUGAAGAUGGAAAAACCUGGACUGAUUAUAUGCAGCAGCGUGUUAAACGUGUACGUACGCGUCUGUAAAACAAAAAAAGUCUUUUAUCCAAGCAUUGCGCUACGUAGCGAAAGAUAGAUAAUCGUCGAGUUCUGCAAAAGGGUAUUAUCGAGUCUAGCGUUUCUUGCCGAAAGCAUACCAAUACAAAAUGGCGAAAAUUUAGGUUUUGACAUUGCGCCAGGCUAGCACGUAAUUUUGAGAAAUGUGGUGUUUCCAAGAUGCUCCUGGCAAGCGUGAUUUCAUGUUAUCAAUUUGCUACAAGUUUUCUCUCACAACUUGUUCACAAGUCGUCGAAUUGCAGAACGAUAGCAAUCUGUCGGAGAAACUUUGUAGCAACCGUGUUUAAUCCAGCAACAUUGUAACAGCAUUGAUGAUCGCUUGAAUUCAAGUGCUACUCCUGCCGAAUCUUUGAUUUGGGAUCUGAUGCUGAUUGAAUUCAAAGUUUCAAACGUAAUAUAUUUUUUAUAUUUGUAGAAACAUGCAUGGACAGAAGUGAUAACUUUUUUAUUUUGAUGAUGAUAUUACCGCGCAGUUGUGCAGACGGCGAAAUUCGGCUAAUCAUGUCCAGUAAAAUUACAGUAUUUCAAACACUUCAAACAGUUCUCCCUUUGUUUGUUCAGCAAUAUAAUCGAUCAUUUUAUCAAAUUAUUUAUAUUUUAGAUUUUCAAAGGCAAUAACGACCCCAAUGGACCAAUGCGACAUAAACUAGCCUACCCAAUCGAAGCUUCUCAUAUUCGAAUAAUCCCGAUCGCUUGGAAUAAGAAUAUUUGUAUGAGAAUUUCCUUACUUGGAUGCGAAGCAGGUGAGUAUCAAGAUAUGAUGUCGGUUGCCAUGCUUAAAUAUGAAGCCCACGUUACGCUUAAAUUCUACAAUUGCAUGCUUAAUUAAUUUGAUACGGGGGGCCUCAGGACGUUCCGUUACGCAACUGCUUGCUACUUUAAUUUAACUGCCUACUUGAUUUUACAUAUAAUAUUUUAAUUAACUACUUCUUUAGCGUGAGUUUUCCCAUUUUUUUAGAUUGCGGCAAGGGUUUGCUUGGCACUGGUAAAGCAGCCAACGCUCAAUAUUUAUCUUCGGAUGCCAAAUCAAAUCCUGAAUAUGUUUUAUUUAACAAUGGCAAAGCUUGGUGCACUGGAAAAUCCCCACUUAACCAGCAAUAUAUAGAG